Molecule: messenger RNA, 387 nt
Organism: Lactuca saligna
Lineage: Eukaryota; Viridiplantae; Streptophyta; Magnoliopsida; Asterales; Asteraceae
Source: the annotation of a GenBank genome assembly
AUGGUGAUCAUCAAUGGACGACGAAGCCCUAUCAGCUUCACUACAGCCAUGUUAUCACUAUCAAUGAUGACGAUGAUGAUGAUGACGACUAUGGUGAAAGAGUGUGAUGGGUGGAUGACGCCAUGCAACGGCAGCACCACGGUGGAGUGCAUCCAUGUUGUUGAGUUCGACGAAGAGAUCGAGUUUCAGAUGGAUACAGAAAUAAAUAGGUGGAUUAUGGGGGAGGCAGAAAAAACCGGUGGCCAUAUCACUUAUAAAGGUAUGAAUCAAGGUAAGGCCGUUGACGGCAAGGGAUCAAAGUCUUACAAUGCCGGUAAGAAAAAGGGAUGCAAAGGAGACCCUAUUUACUGUCAAGAUAAAGGUAGCCGUAAGGAUUUAAAUGUUUAG